Molecule: messenger RNA, 1622 nt
Organism: Danio rerio (zebrafish)
Lineage: Eukaryota; Metazoa; Chordata; Actinopteri; Cypriniformes; Danionidae
Source: RefSeq, a predicted model, not a curated record
AGCAUAGCGUUUUUCUUUUGUCCCUGCUUUCCUUAAUUUUAACCAUCGUUUCACGCCGUGGUGUAAACUGAGCUGCUGUUGCGGGUGAAUUCCAGCGGCGAUUGCGUCACGCGGGUCUCCGUCAGCGCUGGCGGGAGUGUUUCUCCGGGACGUCCCGAUGAAGGAGGGGCAGUAGUGGUGCGGUGACCCCCCUGCUUGCUUUGACAGUUCUGAGAGACUCUACUGAGAGUGCAAAAAAACCCUCCUGAACCGAGCAAGCGGGACCCGCGCGCAGGGUUUGAGUAUCUCGUGCCAGCGUAAAUUUGGGCACAUGCGCGUUUUGGGACUGUCUGUAGAUAAGAUUAUUCCUGAGUUUGGUGGGAAACUUUGUUUUUUGGGACUCGCUGGGGGACCAGUCUCUUACAUCCUCGCAGAAGCGGUUAAUCUCGUGGACAGGAGCAAUCCAGUAGCGGAUUGACAGACCUGCAGUCUCUCUUUCUGCUGUCAGACACACCUGAGAAACAGACAGACUAACAGAGAUGUACACAGCGCUUCUGCUCUCCUCCUCUUUGUUUCUCCUGCAUGUGACCAGCACACCUCAGACUCACAGUCAUCACGGGAGGAGAGUGUGUGUUGGUGAUGUCUGGAGUCGUCGCGUGUCUUACAGCACAGAGUCUUUUCUUCAGCCUGUACACAAACCCUACAUCACCAUGUGCCAAAACCACCGCAUGUGCAGCACGUACAAGACCAUCUACAAGGUUUCUUAUAGGCAGGUGAGCAGAGCAGCUCCUAAUCUACAAAUUUACCCAGAAUGCUGUCCGGGGUGGAGGCGCAUGCAUUCACACAACUGCAACCAAGCGGUAUGUGAACAGUCUUGUGCAAACGGAGGCUCGUGUGUAAGGCCCAAUCACUGUGCCUGUCUGAGAGGAUGGACAGGACGAUUCUGCCAAAUAGAUGUGGACGAGUGUAAGGAGGCUCAGAGCUGCUCUCAGAAGUGUGUGAAUACGCUGGGCAGUUUUCAAUGUGUGUGUGAGGAGGGAUUCAGUCUGGAUGAAGAUAAAGUCACAUGUUCAAAAAAUCCUGCUUCCUCACGGAACACUGGUGGAGGUUUGGGGUUGGUGGAGAACGUUACUGAAGAGGUUCAGAUCCUAAAAAACCGAGUGGAGCUCCUGGAGCAGAAACUGGAGAUGGUUCUAGCACCCUUCACCACUCUCCUACCUCUGGACGGAGCAGGGGACACCAACAGCUUCCUGUCUGAGCGAACCAAUUUCCUGUCCCACUCUCUGCAGCAACUGGACCGCAUCGAGUCGCUCAGCGAACAGGUCGGCUUUCUGGAGGAGAGAAUCGGAGCCUGUGGCUGUCAGGAAAACUAGACGAUCAACGUCAUCACUGAUCACAGGCUGACCCAUCAAACAUGUUCUCAAAAACACGAGGGAAAUCAUGUUGAAACUCUUUAUAUGGCACACGAGCCGGUGAUUGAUAUUGUUCAUGUCGUGUCAUUUAACUGUUGUGUAAGUUUGAGUCAGGAGAAAUGUAAAUUUAUGUAUUUAUAAUUCCAUGUUCUCGUCAUGAGUUAUGCUUUUUGGAUAAGUUGCAUUCCUUUUUUACGUCUCAUUUUGUGUAAUAAAACUGCUUAAAUCUUA